Sesamum indicum (sesame) is the source of this 3520-nucleotide messenger RNA. Its product is annotated as Myb/SANT-like DNA-binding domain protein. The record is from RefSeq and is a predicted model, not a curated record. NCBI's taxonomy places the organism in Eukaryota, Viridiplantae, Streptophyta, Magnoliopsida, Lamiales, Pedaliaceae.
CUCUUUGAAUUUUACUAUUUUUUUAUUUGUUUAUAUAUUCCCUCUGUCAAAAUUAUGCUUUUAUGUGCUCAUCUUUCAUUUUAUUACUGGUUUUCAAGAACUUAAAUUUUAACAGUUCUACUUUAAAGUCAAUGAGGGGAAAGAAAAUCUUGAAACCCUUUUGAGUUUUGAUACUUUUUAGCGUGAAUUCAUGUGGAAGUACCUUGGUUCUUUUCUGAAUAAUGGCAAUGAAUGAGCAAUCUCGGAACCCAGCUCGGUUUUUGUGUGCAUUCGUGCAUUAGCCUUCAAUCGUGGUGAAAAGAUUUGAUUUUUUUAGGACAUUUCCCUAUGAUUUAUUAUUGGGGUUAAGACAUUAGUGAACUCUAGUGGAAUUUUGGCAUGAACAUGCAGAAGGAAUUAGAUGGUACUGCAAUUAUCCCUUUUUCUUUAGGAAUUGAGAUUUGAAGUACGUUGGUAAUUUGGGUACUACUAACGUCGGUAUUUUUAAAAGAUGAAAGAGUGCAUGUAUCUACUGUUGUGGAUACGGGCUGUAUAACGUGGAAUUGUUGCCAUGGAAAAGGUCUCUGCAUCGUAUGUCUUCAGAAUCAUAUUCCAUCAGUCGGAGAAAAAAUGUUUUGGAUCAAGUUUGAUGACACAGAUUCUCAAGAAAAGGAAAUAUUGUUUGGAAAAUUUCUGUGCUGAACUCAGGAAUGAUGUUGUCCGGCUUGCACAUCAUAGAAUUUGGUCCUUUAAACGUUUUUGAGGUUUCCCUGAGAAGCCAAAGAGCACCUCUGACUGUUGCAAGAGUUAUGCAAUUCACCAUUCCUUUUGGUUUCAGUUCAUUCUGGAACCUUUUAAACUGUAGCAGCAUAAAUAUGGACAGAGAUAAAUGUGAUUAAAAAUGAGUGGGCAAAACCUUUCAAGCAAUCAUUGUUCCAGAACAUACUGGACACCGACAAUGGAGCGGUAUUUUGUGGAUCUCAUGUUAGAGCAUAUUCAUAGAGGGAAUCGAAUUGGGCAUACAUUUAACAAGCAAGCCUGGACAGAUAUGCUGGCUGUCUUUAAUGCCAAGUUUGGAUCUCAAUACGACAAAGAUGUACUGAAAGGCCGUUAUACAAAUUUGUGGAAACUAUUUAACGAUGUUAAAAAUCUCCUUGGCCAGAAGGGUUUUUCUUGGGAUGAAACUCGGCAAAUGGUGGUGGCUGAUGACUAUGUAUGGGAGGCAUAUAUUAAGAUUAAUCCAGAAGCAAGACCUUACAGAACCAAAUCAGUGCUCAAUUUUGAUGAUUUGUGCUUGAUAUAUGGGUAUACUGUUGCUGAUGGAAGAUACAGCCGUUCGAGCCAUGAUGUAGAUUUUGAGGAUGAGAACCCAGGGGCUCAUUUGGGUGAACGUAAUAGUAAUUUAGCCUCUUCAACUAGUUCGAGAACGGAUUGGACGCCAGACAUGGACCAGUACUUUAUUGAGUUGAUGCUGAAACAGCAAGAAAGAGGCAACAAGCUUGACAGUACUUUCACAAAACAAGCCUGGACGGAAAUGCUCGCAUUGUUUAAUGCCAAAUUCAGCUCUGAAUAUAAUAAAAGAGUUCUGAGACACAGAUACAAAAAAUUGUGGAAAUAUUAUUGUGAUUUAAUGACAUUGGUCAAACAAAAAGGUUUUGUCUGGGAUGAGAAACAGGAAAUGGUGGUUGCUCAUAACAAUGUUUGGGAUGCUUAUAUGAAGGCACACCCUCAUGCUCGAUCAUAUAGAGCCAAAGUCUUUCCGGGCUAUAACAAUCUGGCACUGAUAUUUGGGGAAAUGACCAGUAAGGAAAGCCAGAUUGAUUGCCAUCAAGACAAAGACAUUAAAAGUGAAGCUGUAGUUGCAAAAGCCGGCAGCGAACGUUCUAGAACAUAUUGGACUCCACCAAUGGACCGGUUUUUUAUUGAUUUGAUGCUCGAUCAAGUGCAUGGAGGAAAUCGAAUUGGACCGUCAUUUAUCACCCAAGCCUGGAAUGACAUGGUUGAGUCAUUUAAUGCAAACUUUAAUUCUCAUCAUGAUAGGGAAGUUCUGAAGAAUAGAUACAAGCAUUUCAGGAAGCAAUACAAUGAUGUUAGGAUCCUUCUACAGCAUAAAGGUUUUUCAUGGGAUGAAGGCCGAGAGAUGUUAACAGCUGAAGAUCAUGUUUGGGAUGCUUAUAUUAAGGCACAUCCAGAUGCCCGAUCAUACAGAGUUAAAACUGUGCCCUGUUAUCACAAAUUAUGCGUCAUAUAUGGACAAGAUAAGUUUGAUGGAUCGUACAGCUGUUUGGUUGGCAGCACAGAUCCAGCUGUUGGAACUUUUUGUAUGAAAAUAGGUAACGGCAAGCGAGAAGAAUCCCAUGCUGGUGCAGAUCCCAUAACAGAUUGGUCGUAUCCUAUGGAACAAUAUUUUGUUGAUCUUAUGUUGGAGCAGGUACUCCAUGGUAAUAAGAUCGAUAAUGAGUUUGGUGAGCAAGCUUGGGCUCACAUGACGCUUUCAUUUAAAGAAAAAUUCGGCUUGCAGUAUGAGCAGCAUAUUCUAGAAAAUCGUUAUUUGAGCUUGAUGAAACAGUAUAUUGAGAUCAGCAACCUCCUAAAUGAAGAAGGAUUCUUGUGGGAUGAAGCUUCGCAUACGAUUGUAGGUGACAGUGAUACAUGGGAAUCAUAUGCUAAGGAGCAUCCAGAGGCAGUUUCAUAUAAAGAUAAAGUCGUCAGAUAUUACAGCGAGUUAUGUGCUAUUUUUGGACCAGCUGACUUAGUUGAUGUAAAAGCAAGCUCUGAAAUGGUUAUGGAACUUGAUCAACAUCCUGUAGAUAUGAAAGUUGACAAAUACUCUGGAGAUCUUCCAGUUACGUUGCUGGAAACGGAGAUAUACGAUCAAGUGAGAAAGCGCACAGCAUCAACAUCUUUGGAAUCUUGUAACAAGGCACAAAAAACUGGCAAGAAAAAGGCUCAAGGGACCUAUACCAACGUCACGAGCAUGGCAACAGAGUUGGUCAAUAAGGAAGCAGGGAAUAAGUAUUUUGCAAUAGAGAGUGCCAUUGAUGCACUCCAAGCCAUAUCUGAUAUAGAUGACGAGCCUUUAUUGGAAGGUUGUGAUCUAUUGGAGGAUGAGAGGAAGGCAAAGACAUUUUUGGCAUUGGAUGCUACUCUCAGGAAGAAGUGGUUGCUCAGAAAGCUUGGACGCUCUUGAGUUUCAAUCUUGGCCUUCUGCAUUUCUGAACUUUGCUGAAGCCGCAGACUAACUUUGUAGAACAGAAUUAUGCAUGCAUGGAAAGUUUUGUCCUCUCUAUUAGCAGUUUCUGCAUUUCUGAACUUUACUGAAGCCGCAGACUAACUUUGUAGAGCAGAAUUAUGCAUGCAUGGAAAGUUUUGUCCUCUUUAUUAGCAGUUUCUGCUGAUCUGAGGUUUUUGCAUAUUAACUAUGUUUCGUAGCAGGUAGCUGCAUAACUUGCUAUGCAUGUAAGAAGUUACUCACUGCAGUUGUACGUGAACUUAUUGUUCAAAAAGUGGUUAAUAUUCAGAUUUGGUAUCUCAUUUUUCA